GAGGAUCAAUCAUUUACUAUUCUUUAUUUGGAAGUGGGAUUAGGUUGCAGUGGCCAGUGGGAUUAAUUAUUUUUAUGAAUAGAUUUUCGUGAUAUCAGCAUUGCUGAUAUUGUAAACUUGUCAAAAAACAAGAACUGGGGAGGAAGAGCAGCUAGUAUCCAGCAGCAGGGACAAUGGAGGAUCAGCAGCAGCAGCCGCAGCAGCAACAGGCACUCCAUUCUCCUCCUCAUGUACUCAUAUUCCCCCUACCCUUCCAGGGGCCUGUUAACUCCAUGCUGAAGCUAGCAGAGCUUCUAUGCCUAUCCGGACUCCACGUCACCUUCCUGGUCACCAACCACAUCCGCGGUCGUCUCCUCCGUUUCACCAACAUCCAAUACCAUUUCAGUCGCUAUCCCGGAUUCCAUUUGGACUCCAUCUCCGAUGGCCUUCCCGAAGACCACCCUCGAUUGGGUGACCAAUUCAUGGAGAUGUUCAAUGCUUUCCAAGCUGUUACCAAGCCUCUUUUUCGACAGAUGCUUCUGCUCCCAGCUUCCGCGAUUGCUCCUCGUCCUCCCGUCACUUUCAUUAUAGCAGAUGGAAUCUUGAGUUUUACCAUUGAUGUUGCUAAAGAGAUUGGUCUUCCCAUCGUUUGCUGCCGUACUAUCAGCCCUUGUUCUCUCUGGCUUUUCUUCUGCCUUCCCAUCCUCCUUCAAUCUGGAGAAUUUCCUUUCCAAGAAAAUGAGUUGGAUGUGCUGAUAACGAGCGUGCCGGGCAUGGAAGGUGUUCUCCGGCGUCGAGAUCUUCCGAGCUUCUGUCGGAGCGGCGACCCGGAUGACCCAAGCAUCCGACUCUUCAUGACGGAGAGACAUCAAGUCCCUCGAGCUGACGGCCUCAUACUCAACACAUUUGAAGACCUGGAAGGACCCUUGCUCUCUCAGAUACGCACUCUCUGCCCAAAUCUCUACAACAUCGGACCACUCCACGCCCACCUCAAAGCCCGACUGGCAGCCGACACAACCCCCGUAUCCUCCUUCUCCUCAAGCAGCUUCCGGCCAGAAGAUCGAACCUGCUUAACCUGGUUGGACGAGCAGCCGCCAAAAUCGGUGGUCUACGUUAGCUUCGGAAGCCUUGUGACAAUAACAGAGGAGCAGCUGGUGGAGUUCUGGGUCGGCCUGGUCAACAGCGGGAAGCGCUUCUUAUGGGUCAUACGGCCGGACUCCAUGGCCGGAAAAGAGUGGGAGAGUCAGAUUGCGACGGAGCUCCGGGAGGAGGCCAAGAAGAGAGGGUACGUAGUGGGUUGGGCACCGCAAGAAGAGGUCCUGGGACACCCAUCUGUUGGGGCAUUUCUGACUCACAGUGGAUGGAACUCGACACUGGAGAGUGUGUUCGAGGGAGUGCCUAUGAUUUGUUGGCCAUAUUUUGUGGAUCAACAGAUCAAUAGUAGGUUUGUUGGGGAGGUUUGGAAGCUUGGGUUGGACAUGAAGGACACCUGCGAUAGAGUCAUUGUUGAGAAGAUGGUCAACGACGUGAUGGACGUCAGGAAGGAGGAGUUUGCGAGGUCGGCCGAUCGGAUGGCUAAUUUGGCCAGACAAUCUGUGAGCAAAGGUGGAUUCUCCUCUGUUAAUUUGGACCGUUUGAUUGAGGAUAUAAGAUCUAUGAGCUGCCAAUCGUAAGCGUCCCACAGCUUAACAAGGGUUGGUUUCAGAUGGGAGUCGAUUUUUUAGUUUUUUUAUUUUUUUGAUUUGAGGUUAAAAAAUCUCGUUUGUAAUAAGUUUUUUAAUUUUUGUAAGAAAAAAAUAAAAUGAUUAUAAUUUAGA
Camellia sinensis is the source of this 1796-nucleotide messenger RNA. Its product is annotated as 7-deoxyloganetic acid glucosyl transferase. The record is from RefSeq and is a predicted model, not a curated record. Lineage: Eukaryota; Viridiplantae; Streptophyta; Magnoliopsida; Ericales; Theaceae. Gene Ontology annotation, molecular function: quercetin 3-O-glucosyltransferase activity; quercetin 7-O-glucosyltransferase activity.